CAGCGAGAUCGGGUGUGGAGCCCGGGUCCGGGCGGCGCUGUGACGCUCCUUGUGCAAUUUCCCAGAUGUUUUUAACACCAUGUCCAGCCACAAAUCCAAGUCAGGAGCCAGGAAAGCAAUGAAAAAAUCCACUCAGCCAGCAAGGAAAGAUUUGGGAACUCGCCCUCUGACCAAAAAUCCGACAACUUCCGGCUGCAACAAGUCCAGAAAUGACAAGGGAAAGUUUGCUCCUGAGCUCUCCGAAGUGAAAGGCGAGGGCACUGUGGAAGGGAAGUCAGCCAUCACCAUCCAGUGCGCUUUCCGGCAGCAUCUGGCACGCAAGGAAAGGGCCAGGCGGCUGAAGGAGAAGGAGGAGUUUGAGGAAUCGAUGGAGAAACUCGAGAGAGAUGCUUUUGUCACCCUGGUGAGGAGAGAGCAGGAGAUCGCAGCAAGAGAGCGGGAGAAAGAGGAGAGGGAGCGAAGGCGCAGGCAGGAGGAGCAGAAACGCAGGAACCGCAUGCUGGAAGCAGCAUUCGAGGGGGAUGUGGAUGAGAUGCAGAGCAUACUGAAGGAGAUUUCUGAGCUGGAUACGGAGGAUGGCGUGGCAUUUGACAGGAUGGGGCAGGUGUUGAGACGGCGGCACCAGCUGGACAUGGUGGACUGCACUGAUGCCCAUGGGAACACGCCCCUGUCAGAGGCGGCCGGGGGUGGUCAUCCCAGCGCCAUCAAGUACUUGAUCGAGAAGGGAGCUGAUCCAAAUUCCAAGGGUGCGUACGGAAGGACCCCUCUGUACCGUGCAGCAUUUGGGGGCCACGUUGCUGCCGUCCAGACCCUGCUACAGAGCGGAGCUGACCCUCAGCUCCAUGCUGAGGACGGGAUGAUGCCGGCAGAGGUAGCGUCGACUGACUCCACCGUCAGGAUCCUGCAGGACUGGGACAUCAGCACCACCGUGGUCCUGAGGGAGAAGAUGGAGACCGAGGUUCAGCGCAGGAGAGAGGCUGAGAAGCUGCAGAAACAGGAGGAGGCCGACAGGAUCCAGAACCAGCUUUCGCAAAUCAUGAAGGAGCUGAGCCAAUAUCAGCAUGAGCUGCAGAAAGCUUACUGUGAACUCCACAAACGUAUCAAUGAGCAUGACAAGUGUGUGAGCAAAGACAUGAGCAACACCAACAUCACACUGCAGGCAGUUCAUGAUGCCGAGGAGCUGGUGGCAGCAAAAAGGAAGGCAGUGGCCAAGGCAGAAGAGAAACUCUCACUGGCCAAGCUGCAGCUGAGAGAGGAGCUUCAGAAAGAAGCAUCGCUGAGUGACUUGAAGGGGACCCUUUGCCACAUCCGGGAGCUGGACGACGUGCUCCUGAAGGAUGUGGGUGACAAAAUCAAGCAAGAUGGCAGAUGGCCACUCGUCAUUGACCCAUCUGGCCAAGCCAGCACCUUCCUGCGAUACCGUGACACCAAUUUCCACGAUGCUCUCAAUCCUGGCCACAUGAAGCCCGAGGUUCUGCGGCUCGGACUGCUCGGAGCUAUAAGGUUUGGGAAGAUGCUUGUGAUCGACAUGAUGGAGGUGAACAUGUUCCAUGUGGUGACCACGGUGUUUGAUCAGAUCCAGGCUGGGCUCAUGGACACAUUACUGAAUAAAGAGUUACUGCAGAGUGACAGGUUCCUGUCGUUGAUCCGGCAGGGAGAUGGGCCGGAAUAUUCCCGCAAUGAAUUCUCACCCAGUCGAGUGGAGAAGUUCCAGCUGGUGCUCCUCACCAAGUUGCAGAACCUCCCGAGAGAACUGCUCAGUGCCUUCUACCCAAUUCAGAUCAUCAUCAAAUAGCAGGCGCCUGCCAGACCCGCUUGCACACACAGCGAGCUCUGCUCCGACCCAAGGUGACGGGGCAGCGGCCCCGGAGACUCUUCCUCCAGCAGUAGAUCGGGGUAUAUCACAGCGGCUUUCUGUGAACCGCAACAGAACCAGCUUGUGGGCAGCUGUCUCUGUGCUUCCAGUGGGUCUCACGUCCUCUGCCGGCCAAUUGCAGAUUUGAUCCGAUCUCU
Molecule: messenger RNA, 2013 nt
Organism: Pristis pectinata (smalltooth sawfish)
Lineage: Eukaryota; Metazoa; Chordata; Chondrichthyes; Rhinopristiformes; Pristidae
Product: IQ motif and ankyrin repeat domain-containing protein 1-like
Exons: 15
Coding region: 80-1795 (571 amino acids)
Biological process (GO): regulation of barbed-end actin filament capping
Cellular component (GO): cytoplasm; nucleus
Molecular function (GO): protein binding
Source: RefSeq, a predicted model, not a curated record